AUGAACUCGCUGGAGCAGGCGGAAGAUCUCAAGGCUUUCGAGAGGAGGCUCACCGAAUACAUUCACUGUCUGCAGCCCGCCACCGGACGCUGGAGAAUGCUUCUCAUAGUGGUAUCUGUGUGUACAGCUACUGGUGCCUGGAACUGGUUAAUAGAUCCCGAGACACAAAAGGUGUCGUUCCUCACGUCGCUGUGGAACCACCCGUUCUUCACCCUCAGCUGCAUCACCCUCAUCGGCCUCUUCUUCGCCGGCAUCCACAAGCGCGUGGUGGCCCCCUCCAUUAUAGCUGCGCGGUGUCGGACUAUAUUAGCGGAGUACAACAUGUCUUGUGAUGACACAGGAAAGCUGAUUCUGAAACCGAGGCCCCACGUCCAGUGA
Pipistrellus nathusii (Nathusius's pipistrelle) is the source of this 378-nucleotide messenger RNA. The record is from the annotation of a GenBank genome assembly. Lineage: Eukaryota; Metazoa; Chordata; Mammalia; Chiroptera; Vespertilionidae.